Molecule: messenger RNA, 1624 nt
Organism: Synchiropus splendidus (mandarinfish)
Lineage: Eukaryota; Metazoa; Chordata; Actinopteri; Syngnathiformes; Callionymidae
Gene: tsr3
Product: TSR3 ribosome maturation factor
Exons: 6
Coding region: 242-1123 (293 amino acids)
Biological process (GO): maturation of SSU-rRNA
Molecular function (GO): rRNA small subunit aminocarboxypropyltransferase activity
Source: RefSeq, a predicted model, not a curated record
CAGACCCCUUCUUGCGACGUGCUUUCCACGCUGCGGCUAAACUUGUUUUUUUUCGUCGAAAGGUUGAGGAGUCCCAAAUAUUUAGUGCCAAAAUUGUAUUUUCAAUAUACACGUUGUACACUGGGACGUGAAACGUCGCCUGUUGUGUUUAACGUAAUGCGGAGUUUUACAGUUAGCCAAGCUAGCUAGACAUGUAAACACUGGUGGAAGUUGACAACAGUGUGGCAAUAGAGCGAAUAAAAUGGGUCGCAAAAAACAGGGAAGAUUUGUGCGCCCUGAAAGCAAAGGGAAGGACAUUCGGCACAAAGUAAAGGGGAAGACAUUGGAGGCCUUCACAGAGGAAAUGCACACUGCCUUUGAAGCAAGUCUUCAUGUAGAAGAGGGUGCAGAAGCUUCCCAAGUCAGACUGCCAUGUCCACUCGCCAUGUGGGAGUUGGGCCACUGUGAUCCCAAGCGAUGCACUGGCAGAAAACUUGUACGUAAAGGCUUUGUGCGAAACCUUCGUCUCAAUCAGAGAUUCAACGGCCUCAUACUAAGUCCAAUGGGUUCCAAAUAUGUGACUCCAGCAGACAGAGACAUUGUUGCCAACAAUGGUCUGGCAGUGAUCGAUUGCUCUUGGGCCAAACUGGAGGAGACUCCCUUCAAUAAAAUGAUCGGAAGCCAUCCCCGGCUGUUGCCAUACCUCGUCGCUGCAAACCCUGUCAACUAUGGGAAACCUUGCAAGUUGUCUUGUGUGGAGGCUUUUGCUGCCACAUUCUGUAUCGUGGGUUUUGAAGAACUGGCAUUACUUUUGUUGAGGAAGUUUAAGUGGGGUUCAGCAUUUAUAGAUCUGAAUAAAGAUCUGUUGAAGAAAUAUUCUGUCUGCCAGACAGAAGAGGAGCUGCUUAAUGUGGAGAAAGAGUUCCUGACAUCAAAACCUCACGAGGAGGAGUUUGAUCCAUUUGAUGUCACCUCUGGGGUAGAGUGCAGAAACCUCAACAGACGACAGUGUGAACCCGAAGAUGAAGAUUCGGACAAAGAAACUGACUCAUCGGAGGAAGACGAAGAUGAACAAGACGGAAAUGUGAACUCUGAAAAUGACGAUGAGUCAGAUAAUGAUAGGGAGGCUGCAUUAAAUAUAUAAAGUAUUAUAUUUUGGUUAUUCAAAUACAUCAUCUGUAAAAAAUUGAAAUCAAGCAUCACAAGGUUAAGAAAAUCAAGUGACAUUUUGUACAUUCUGUGAACACAGGAUCACAUGUUUGGGGGGAAAAACACGGUGAAAGAAGUAAUGUGUUUUGUUAAAUAAAAUACUAAAGUCACAGUAUCUGCUGAAAGUUUUGGGAAGGUCAAAUGGUGUUAAGGCGCAGGAAUACAGCCAAGUUGCAUCUCAGUUCAAGAAAGAGCUAAUAAAGUGAAUUGAAAAAGUUUUCAAGUUUAAUGCUGUUGCAGUCUUAAAGCAAAUGAACACAUUGAGGCACGGCUUUGGUACUGAAUCCUGGUGAUGAUGGGUCUGGCUGCCUGCCGCCGGUCAUCUAAGAGAGAGUAGAAAGAGAUGAGCGUGAUUUUCAUUUCACCCAUCAUCUGCUGCGAGACAUUCUUCACACGUCAAGCUGCUGGUAUCCAAGUCAUGAGCCAAGUAAUCGAA